Molecule: messenger RNA, 2538 nt
Organism: Telopea speciosissima
Lineage: Eukaryota; Viridiplantae; Streptophyta; Magnoliopsida; Proteales; Proteaceae
Exons: 9
Coding region: 365-2443 (692 amino acids)
Source: RefSeq, a predicted model, not a curated record
GUUAUCGUCUCCUCUAUCUUUAGUGCACUUUGCGUGAAGUCAAGAGUUAGUAUCACAUUCUUUUCCCCCUAUCGGAUGACAUUAAAACGGUUUGGUGGAGGGAAUCCGAGGUGGGUUUUGUGAAAUCUUGCAUGGAUUGAGUAAAAACUUUUCGAUGAAACCGAUUUAGGUCCUGAAUUUGACAGAGAUUCCAGAUAUUUUUAUUAUUAGCACUGAAAAUGUGUUUUAGGUCGUGAAGGAAAAGGGUUUUUAGUUGAAUUUGAUUCAGAAGGCUUUAUGAAAUUAUGAUUUUUGGGGAUGAGAUGCAUUGGGUAUGUAGAUUUUGUUGAGGUUUUGUCGUUUCAGUGAGGAGGAGGAGGAGUGGAUGGCUGUGGUAAGCAAAACAAGAAAUAUGCUGGAGGGUCUCGUAAGAGACGGAUCAUUCAAGUGGUUGCUUGGCAAUCAGACUUCCUUUGAUGAGGAAUUUGAGGAAAUGGCAAAGUCCCCGUCCGGUCGAAAGAAUUGGCUCCCUGAGCUCUCUCCAAUGGCGAAUGUAAUUGUUCGCCGGUGCUCAAGAAUUCUUGGCAUUUCUAUGGAAGAAUUCCGUGAAAACUUCAACUCUGAGGCUUCUGAUUCUAUUAAGCAUCCAUCUCGGUUUGCGAGGAACUUUCUGGAAUAUUGUUGUUUCAGAGCUCUUGCUCUCUCUACCCAGAUGACUGGUAAUCUUUCUGAUAAGAGGUUCCGGCGCCUAACAUAUGACAUGAUGCUAGCCUGGGAAACUCCUGGUGCUGCAAGCCAACCUUUACUGACGGUUGAUGAGGAGAGUACUGUUGGACGUGAGGCUUUUUCUCGAAUAGCUCCUGCAAUUCCUGCAAUUGGUGAUGUGGUUACCUGUGACAAUCUUUUUGAAGUGCUUGCAGCAUCUACUGGGGGUCGGCUUUAUUUCUCUGUUUACGAGAAGUACCUUAUCGGAUUGGAAAGGGCAAUUAAAAAAUUGAAGACCCAAUCAGAAUCAUCUCUUCUUUCGGCCUUUCGAUCGUCAAAUGGAGAAAAGAUCCUUGAGAUAGAUGGGACUGUCACUACCCAACCAGUUCUCCAACAUGUUGGGAUUUCUACGUGGCCUGGUCGGUUAACUUUGACUGAUCAUGCACUUUACUUUGAGGCUCUACGAGUUGUCUCCUAUGAUAAGCCAAAAAUAUAUGACUUAUCCGAUGAUUUAAAACAGAUUGUCAAACCUGAAUUGACGGGACCAUGGGGUACACGACUUUUUGACAAGGCAGUCAUGUACAAAUCAAUCUCAUUAUCAGAACCAGUUGUGAUAGAGUUUCCAGAGUUGAAAGGACAUACUCGUCGUGAUUAUUGGUUAGCCAUUAUUAGAGAGAUCCUUUAUGCUCAUGAGUUUAUUCGGAAGUUCCAGAUCGAGGGAUUUCAACGGAAUGAAGUUCUUUCAAAAGCUAUACUUGGAAUUCUGCGAUUACAAGCUGUUCAAGAAGUAGGUCCUGCUGUUCCUUUUCGCAGUGAGACACUUCUGAUGUUCAAUCUCUGUGAUCAUCUUCCAGGAGGUGACCUAAUACUGGAAACACUUGCUAGGAUGUCAGCCUCACUGGAAUCAGACAGGACUAACAAUUUAAGCACUGGAAGUGGAAUGCGUUCAAUAUCUGCUUUAGCUAUGCUAUCUAAUUUGGGGAUUGCAUUGGGAACAAGUUCAACUGUUUCUGAAGCAGGACUUGCUGUGGGUGAGAUGGUUGUGGGGGAUACAACUGCGUUAGAAAGAGCAGUCAGGGAGUCCAGGACGAGCUUCAAGAAAGUGGAGUUAGCACAAGCAACAAUUGAUGGAGUUAAAGUAGAGGGUAUUGACACCAAUCUGGCAGUGAUGAAGGAAUUAAUUUUCCCCGUGGUGGAACUUGGAAAGUAUCUUAUUUUCCUGGCAUCUUGGGAUGAUCCUUUUAAGUCCUUGGUGUUUUCCUCUGUUUCAAGUUAUGUCAUUUUCAGGGGAUGGCUAGGAUACGUAUUUGCACUGGUCCUUUUGUUUAUUGCAGUGUUUAUUGUGCUUACACGAUGCUGUAACCAAGGGAGACCUGUUGAUGAGGUCAAGGUAACGGCCCCACCAACAAUGAACACAAUGGAGCAACUUCUGGCAGUUCAGAAUUCAAUUUCCCAAAUGGAAGAGCUUAUGCAGGAAGGGAACAUUGCUCUCCUCAAGUUACGGGCAUUGCUCUUGUCUGCUUUCCCUCAGGCAAGUGAAAGAGUUGCUGUUGCAUUGUUGUUCAUGGCUUUGAUUCUGGCUAUCCUACCUGGUAAGUACAUCCUCCUCCUCAUUUUUUUAGAGAUCUUUACAAGGAAUUCACCUGUAAGGAAAGCGAGCACAGAAAGGUGGACAAGGAGGCUGAGAGAGUGGUGGUUCAGCAUACCAGCUGCUCCUGUUGUGCUUGAAGGAAGCAAAGAGGAGAAGAAAAGGAAGUGAAAUACUACAUGUAAUUAUGUUGAGUAAUGUGUAUAGAGUAUGUGUUAUAUUCUGUGGAGAGAUGAGUGCUCAGAGGAGUCUAUCAAUCUUCAGAA